Molecule: messenger RNA, 1544 nt
Organism: Dipodomys spectabilis (banner-tailed kangaroo rat)
Lineage: Eukaryota; Metazoa; Chordata; Mammalia; Rodentia; Heteromyidae
Gene: Mob3a
Product: MOB kinase activator 3A
Exons: 5
Coding region: 312-965 (217 amino acids)
Biological process (GO): signal transduction; positive regulation of protein phosphorylation
Cellular component (GO): cytoplasm; nucleus
Molecular function (GO): protein kinase activator activity
Source: RefSeq, a predicted model, not a curated record
UUCGACUUGUCCUUCCGCAGGCGUGUCCCUCCGCAGGGCGACGGCCAAGGAGGGUGACGGGAAACUGGCAAGGCGGGAACCGGGAGUGCUAGGAUCACGGCGGUGGCUGUGAGGCGGUCAGGGAAGACCAUCGGAAGAAGAGAAUUUGAGAAGCUAUUGUAAGUACACUAAGAAGAUUGAAGAGGAAAGGAACCCCAAAAAAGAUCCCAGGAGAGAGAACAGGUCUAGUGCUAUUCUCAAGGCCUUGGGAGUGACUCAACACAGGCCUCCGUCCUGCCCUUAAGGUGACCUCAACAGUAGGUGUUACCAAAAUGUCCAACCCCUUCCUCAAGCAAGUUUUCAACAAGGACAAGACAUUCCGGCCCAAGCGCAAGUUUGAGCCUGGCACUCAGCGCUUUGAGCUGCACAAGAAGGCACAGGCAUCACUGAAUGCGGGGCUGGACCUGCGGCUGGCCGUGCAGCUGCCCCCAGGUGAGGAGCUUAAUGACUGGGUAGCCGUGCAUGUGGUGGACUUCUUCAACCGUGUCAACCUCAUCUAUGGCACCAUCAGUGAUGGCUGCACCGAGCAGUCCUGCCCCAUCAUGUCUGGGGGCCCUAAGUAUGAGUACCGCUGGCAGGAUGAGCAAAGGUUCCGGAAGCCCACUGCAUUGUCAGCACCCCGGUACAUGGACCUGCUCAUGGACUGGAUCGAGGUACAGAUCAACAACGAGGACAUCUUCCCUACCAACGUUGGCACACCGUUCCCCAAGAACUUCCUGCAGGCCGUGAGGAAGAUCUUGUCUCGGCUCUUUCGUGUCUUUGUGCAUGUCUACAUCCACCACUUUGACCGCAUCGCCCAAAUGGGCUCUGAGGCCCAUGUGAACACCUGCUACAAGCACUUCUACUACUUUGUCACCGAGUUCAACCUUAUCGACACCAAGGAGCUGGAGCCCCUGAAGGAAAUGACCUCUCGGAUGUGCCACUAAGAGCCUAGGAUGCCCCAGUCUUGGAGACAUCUUUGAGAUAUGCAGCCAAGCGACUGUGAGACCAUUAGGAGUCCAGUGGGGACUAUGGAUCCUCCUUUUCUUCUCUGGGAGCAGCAGCCACAAGUCCUUACCACCUCCCUGAGUCCUGGGCUCCUGAGCUGUCAGCAGGCGGUCUGAACUUGAACUCUGCAGUGUUCUGUGCUCUCAGCAAUGGGAAACCCACUCUGUCCAUAAACCACAACACCCACAGGAGGUGGGAGAGCUCAACCUCCCACCCCGCGCCCCCCACCCCCGCCCUGGUGGCCCUUCUCAGACUUGUACCCCACCCCCAUGCUGACCCUAUCUUGACCUCUGACCUUGUGCCUGCAGCUCAGCCUCCUACUUUAGAGCUUCUAUGGCCCACUAACAGGUGACUUUUCCAGAGGUACGACCAGGCUGCAGUGCUGUACUCCAUAGCAUUCCCGUCCAGGUUAGGACUCCAGGUGCUGGGCCCACGUCAUCCGCACCUUCCCCUAUUACAAAACUUUUUUUUUGGUCAGUUGUGGGGCCUGAACUCUGGGCCUAGGUGCUGUCCCUCAG